Molecule: messenger RNA, 2126 nt
Organism: Notolabrus celidotus (New Zealand spotty)
Lineage: Eukaryota; Metazoa; Chordata; Actinopteri; Labriformes; Labridae
Product: mitochondrial glycine transporter A-like
Exons: 9
Coding region: 396-1253 (285 amino acids)
Biological process (GO): glycine import into mitochondrion
Cellular component (GO): mitochondrion; mitochondrial inner membrane
Molecular function (GO): glycine transmembrane transporter activity
Source: RefSeq, a predicted model, not a curated record
ACACGCAUGCGCUGAAAUCAGGAACCGGCUGGUAUGUUAAAGUUCGGUCACUUACCGAACAGGCAGUUAUUUAACGGGACGGCACCGGACAGCACGGAGAGGUGUAGUGAGUGAAUUUGUUACCGACAGUUAACGCGAGUUAGUGACGUUAAAUUCAACUACGACAGAACAGUUUGAGGUCACACGUCAACGUUCUGGAAAUAUAGGUUACGUGUGUUAACCGGUGUUAACGAGCGGAUUCAGACCUGUAACAGUCGGUGUACCGGUUAACGGUUCCUCCAAACUACCGGGGAUCUGAGGAAGGAGUUCAGGAUCUUCAGGUCGCGCAGCGUCAGAGUGAAGGUUGAGAGAAGCAGAUCUUUGAGUCCUGGUCCUGGUCCUGGUCCUGCAGAAGCAUGGAGCUGUCUCUGGCUCAUCCAGCCAUCAAAGCCUUCAUGUGUGGCUCGUUCAGUGGGACCUGUUCCACGCUGCUUUUCCAGCCUCUGGACCUCGUGAAGACCCGUCUGCAGACCCUGCACAGCAGCAUGAAGCCCGGGUCGGGCCGUGUUGGGAUGGUGACGGUGUUAAUGAGCGUGGUGAGAACAGAGCGUCUGGUGGGACUGUGGAAAGGAAUGUCCCCGUCUUUCGUGAGGACCAUCCCGGGUGUGGGACUCUACUUCAGCACCUACUACUCUCUGAAGCAGCACUACUUCCAGGACGGCUGCCCGGGCGCCCUGCAGGCCGUGCUGCUGGGGGGAGGGGCCCGCACGGUGGCGGGGAUCUUCAUGCUGCCGGUCACCGUCAUCAAGACUCGAUAUGAAUGCGGCAGGUACAGCUACGGCAGUGUGUCCGGGGCGCUGCGCAGUGUGUGUCGGACUGAAGGUCCCGCUGCUCUGUUCUCCGGUUUAACGGCCACGCUGCUCAGAGACGUUCCGUUCUCAGGGAUCUACGUGAUGUUCUACAGCCAGGCCAAGGCCUCCCUGCCCAUGGAGAUCAGAUCGUCUCCCUCCGCCCCCCUGGCUAACUUCGGCUGCGGCGUCCUGGCCGGCGUUCUGGCCUCUCUGACCACUCAGCCGGCUGACGUGGUUAAAACUCACGUCCAGGUGAAUCCACAGCUGAGGACGGUGGAGGCGGUCCGAUACAUCUACAUGGAGCACGGGCUGCAGGGCUUCCUCAGAGGGGCGGUUCCCAGGGCGCUGAGGAGGACUAUGAUGGCCGCCAUGGCGUGGACGGUGUACGAGCAGAUGAUGGCUCAGGUCGGGCUGAAGUCGUGAAGAGGAGGAGGAGAAGAAAGUAGAGUGAUGGAGAGAAGAAGAGGGAGGAGCUGCAGAGGAGACAAUGUUUGUCUGAGAGGAGAGUCAGAGAGAGACUGAAGCUUGAAGUUGAUGUCUAAAACGACUAACACGCACUGAAACAGGAAGUGACGAGAGGUCCUGACAGAACGAGAUCGCCUUGUGAAGAUCGUGGAAACAAGAGGAGGAGUCCUCUCAAUCCAACAAGACCCAGACAAGAGGUUUUUAUUCCUGACUAAACGACAGAGCAGAACUGUUUCCUGCAAGAAGGAGGAUUCAAAACGAGGCAGGAAAGAAGAGAAGAGGAAGAAGAGAAGAAGAGGUGAAGAGGAAGAAGAGAAGAAGAGGUGAAGAGGUCACGAAAGAAGAUGCAAGAAGAAGAUUCUUGAGAAAUCGAUGAGCAGCUUCAAAGUUUAUUGAAGACUUUAUGAAGCAGCGUUAACGACUGAGUGCAGAUGAAGCAUGGUCUGCAUCCCCCGGUAUCCCAGCAUGCUUUGUGCAGGGAUAUGCAGUUUGAAGUCGGCGUGCAGAGACGUCCCGUGUUGCACUAAAAGUUAGAAAUGUCGGCCCUCUUUCGGGAUCAGGUUUGUCUCUGAGAUCUGCAGCGCUGCAGUCUCCCAUGACCCGAGACCUUGUCCCACAUUCAGCUCAGACUUUUGAAUUGCACUUUAACCCCCGCAGGUCUGUCCUGGUACAGAUCCACGCCUUCUAAUAACACUGAUAUUUAUGUGCUUGUUGUAAUGUGUCUGUUCCUUUGCCUUCAUGAUUUUUGUAGUAUUUGUUGUGCAGAAUGUGUCUUUGAUUGUGAAAGAGCUCUACCUUUUUAAGAAAAUAAAACACUGCCACAUGAAUCCA